CGCGUCACUUCCGGCGGAGCGGAGGAGGAGGGAGAGUGAGGGAAAGGCUGGAAAACGAGCCUGCAGGAUGUUUCCUCAGUGAGAAGAACGCUAUUGCACAAUGGCAGUUUUUGAUACUCCUGAGGAGGCCUUUGGUGCCUUACGUCCAGUCUGUGUUCAGCUCACAAAGACCCAGACAGUAGAGAACGUGGAACAUCUGCAGACUCGAUUACAAGCUGUGAGUGACACUGCCCUUCAGGAGCUCCAGCAGUACAUCCUCUUCCCUUUGCGAUUUACCCUGAAGACCCCAGGUCCCAAAAGAGAGCGCUUGAUCCAGAGUGUGGUCGAAUGCCUCACAUUUGUCCUCUCUUCAACAUGUGUGAAAGAACAAGAGCUUCUCCAGGAACUCUUUUCGGAACUCUCAGCUUGUCUGUAUUCACCCAACUCCCAAAAACCCGCAGCUGUGUCAGAGGAGUUGAAAUUGGCUGUGAUCCAAGGACUCAGCACAUUAAUGCACUCGGCUUACGGGGACAUCAUUCUGACUUUUUAUGAGCCCUCCAUUCUGCCGCGUUUAGGAUUUGCUGUAUCUUUACUGUUAGGCCUAGCAGAACAGGAGAAAUCAAAGCAAAUUAAAAUUGCUGCCUUAAAAUGUUUACAGGUUCUACUCUUUCAGUGUGAUUGUCAAGACCAUCCAAGGUCCUUGGAUGAGCUUGAACAACAGCAGCUGGGGAAUUUGUUUGCUUCUUUUUUACCCGGAGUCUCAACUGCACUGACCAGGGUUAUCACAGGAGACUUUAAACAAGGUCACAGCAUUGUUGUAUCUUCCCUAAAGAUCUUUUACAAGACAGUGAGCUUCAUUAUGGCUGACGAACAGCUCAAAAGAAUCUCAAAGGUCCAAGAAAAGCCUGCAGUUGAGCACAGAGUAGCAGAGCUGAUGGUUCACAGAGAAGCAGAUUGGGUAAAAAAUACUGGUGACAAGUUGACUAUCCUUAUUAAAAAGAUAAUUGAGUGUGUUUCGGUUCACCCGCACUGGAAGGUGAGGCUGGAAUUGGUAGGACUUGUGGAGGACCUUCUUUUGAGGUGCAGUCAGUCACUGGUUGAAUCUGCUGGUCCCCUUCUGAAGGCUUUGGUGGGGCUAGUAAACGAUGAGAGUCCUGAAGUCCAAGCCCAGUGCAAUAAAGUCCUGAGACAUUUUGCAGAUCAGCAAGUAGUAGUGGGCAACAAAGCCUUCGCUGACAUCUUGUCGGAAAGCCUGCAUUCCCUCGCCACUUCUCUUCCCCGCCUAAUGAACUCUGAAGAUGAUCAGGGCAAAUUCUCUACUCUUUCCUUGUUACUUGGUUAUCUGAAACUCUUGGGCCCAAAGGUAAACUUUGUCCUCAACUCUGUGGCCCACCUCCAACGCCUUUCCAAAGCACUCAUCCAAGUUCUAGAACUAGAUGUGGCUGAUAUCAAGAUUGUGGAAGAGCGGCGUUGGAACUCUGAUGAUCUGAAUACUUCCCCAAAGACCUCAGCUGCACAACCAUGGAACCAAAUGCAGAGGAGAUAUUUCCGCUUCUUCACUGAUGAAAGGAUUUUCUUGCUCUUGAGGCAAGUUUGUCAGCUUCUUGGUUAUUAUGGGAACCUUUAUUUGCUUGUGGAUCACUUUAUGGAACUGUACCACGAAUCUGUGGUUUUCCGGAAACAAGCCGCCAUGAUCCUUAAUGAACUGGUUGCAGGGGCUGCUGGGCUGGAGAUGGAGGAUCUUCAUGAAAAACAUAUUAAAACAAGCCCAGAGGAACUAAGAGAUAUUGUGACAUCUAUACUUGAAGAAUACACGAGUCAAGAAAAUUGGUAUUUGGUUACCUGUAUGGAAGCUGAGGAAGUGGAAGAGGAGCUAAUGAUGAAGGAGUCGGGCCUCAAGGCCAUCACAUCUGGUGCACACACCCACCAAGUUACAUCUUUUCUAGCCUUUUCAAAACCAAGUCCCACUAUUUGCUCCAUGAACAGCAACAUCUGGCAAAUAUGCAUCCAGUUGGAAGGAAUUGGCCAGUUUGCAUAUGCACUAGGAGAAGACUUCCGUUUGCUCUUAAUGUCAGCCCUCUAUCCAGUACUGGAGAAGGCUGGAGACCAAACCCUACUUAUAAGUCAGGUGGCUACCAGCACCAUGGUGGACAUUUGUCAUGCUUGUGGCUACGGCUCCCUGCAGCACCUGAUCAAUCAAAAUUCAGACUAUUUAGUGAAUGGGAUCUCUUUAAAUCUGCGUCAUCUGGCGCAGCACCCUCACACCCCGAAGGUCUUAGAAGUCAUGCUGCGGAACUCAGAUGCUAGCCUGCUUCCUUUGGUGGCAGAUGUGGUUCAAGAUGUCUUGGCCACCCUGGACCAAUUUUACGAUAAGAGAGCUGCCUCCUUUGUCAGUGUUUUGCACGCCCUGCUGGCAGCAUUAGCCCAGUGGUUCCCAGACACAGGUGAUCUCGGGCAACUCCAAGAGCAAAAUGUAGGGGAAGACGGAAGUCAUUUGCACCAAAGACCAGUGACUCUUGAGAAUAGUACCACAGCAGAAGACAUUGAACAGUUUCUGCUGAACUACCUCAAAGAGAAGGAUGUAGCAGAUGGAAAUGUCUCGGAUUUUGAUAAUGAAGAAGAGGAGCAGUCAGCCCCUCCUGAAGUGGACGAGAGUGAUACCCGUCCAGAUGUGGAGCCACCGCUGCCAGUGCAGAUUCAAGUAGCCACAGACGUGAUGGAGCGCUGCAUCCACUUGUUAUCAGAUAAAAACCUGCAAAUCCGCCUGAAGGUCUUGGAUGUGCUGGAUUUGUGCGUGGUAGUUCUGCAGUCCCACAAGAACCAGCUCCUUCCCUUGGCACAUCGGGCCUGGCCCUCGCUCGUGCACCGACUCACACGAGAUGCCCCCCUGGCCGUGCUCAGGGCCUUCAAGGUUUUGUGUACCCUGGGAGGCAGGUGUGGCGACUUUCUACGGAGCCGGUUCUGCAAAGAUGUCCUGCCUAAGCUGGCUGGAUCCUUAGUCACCCAGGCUCCCAUCAGUGCCAGGGCUGGACCAGUUUACUCACACACGCUGGCCUUCAAGUUGCAGCUGGCUGUCUUACAGGGCCUGGGCCCCCUCUGUGAGAGACUGGACCUAGGUGAGGGUGACCUGAAUAAAGUGGCUGAUGCCUGCUUGAUUUACCUCAGCGCCAAACAGCCCGUGAAAUUACAAGAGGCUGCCAGGAGCAGUAGGAUCCCAGCCCAUCAAAGAACCAGGCGGCGCCUUCAAACCCUGGGCGAGUGCAGACUGGUGCAGGCUCAUCCAUUUCAUCCCCAUCAGAGCCCCAACUCCUCUCUUCUCCCACACAUGGGCCUAUUGUAUUUGAACGGCUCAGAAGUGGUCUGUGAGUUCAGCUGAGUCGAAAUUAGUAGCUCAUCCCCUUAAUUGGUACGGGCAGUUUGUUUGAGCUUGGACUGCAAAGCCGUUUCCCCCUUGGAUUGCACUCGGCAUGGAAAUGAGGGCACUUCUAAUAUUUUUCCUUUUGACACUUGAUUAAUAGUUGACAAAUCCAGACCCAGGUAGUUAGCUUUCCUAUUAUCCAUCUUACGACAGGCAUUGCUGCUUUUCCUUUAAAGGCCCAUUGUUCUAAAAAUACACCCAGAUCUGAAGCUGCUCACUGUGCAUAUAUAGGCCUGAUUUCUUGCUAUCAAAGAUAAGAGACAUCUGCCAUGCAGAUUACAAACAGCAUGGGUUGCUGGGUUUCAGAUCUGAAGGCAGAGACCUCUGUGCUACUUAAAUCCAACACUGCCUAUUCUUUCCCUACUUGCUUGGCAUUGUCGUAUCACUGAUAACCUGCUGGCGUCAACCAUUUCACCACCCAGAGGGAGAGCCAGCGUAGGGUGUAUGCGCACAGGUGCCUGCAGGGCUGGAUCGGGGGCAGGAUGUGCUUGGUGACAGAUCCGGCCUGGUGGCUGCACUGCCUGCACAAAGCGGGUUCCAGUUGUCGGCAGCCGUGGCAUUCCACAGGGUAGCCAUUUCGUCACUUUACAGUCAUCUGUCUUAAACACCUCAGAGGCUGGAGUAAAUGUGAUCUCAGUACCAGUAAAGUAGCCAGGGAAAUGGUCUCAAUUGUCUUAUUAUAGGUGUAUAUUUAUUUAAAAAAUUUUCGGGGAGGGGGGGUUCUCUUAUUAUAAGCCAAUUACUAUGGUUGGAGUUGGAGAUUUCAGAAAUGAAUACCAAGUUAGAGUUGGCCUUGGGCAGAUUGAUGUACUUCUCGAAGCAUCUGUUUUCUGAUCUACAAGACUGAAAUAAGCAUAUCUAUUAUUUUCCACCAAAUACAAUUUUUAUAAGCAUUCAGAAAAGUCAUGUAUAUUAAUUUUUUUAGCACAAAAUACCACCACAGAAUAAAAAAGUCAAUAUGUAGUGGUUGUUAAUCAUUAUUUUAACUUCCUCUUAUUCCAAAAAUGACUUGAAGCAUCCUAUAAUAUGUGUGUGCAACAAGGAAAAAAGGAAGCAAGUGAAGAAACUUUUUUAAAGGGAAAAAUAAUAAAAGCAAAAACAAGAUGAAGCCAGCGUUGAAGUUUACAUAUAAAAUGCAAAGCUAGAGCUCUGCACCCUUGCUAGAGGAGAGUCUUCAAAGUGGCUCUACGCUUCCUAACAGAGCAAGGAGGGAAAUGCAGUCUUUUGUGCAACUUCCAGGGAAUACUGGAAUAAGAGUUUUAAAAAAGAAGAGGAAAGAGAGCUUUUCAGAAAGAAGCAUAGCUUUCCUUGUUACUGAACCUUAAGAAAAUUUUUCUGUGGGUCGUCUUAGAACACUGGUACUGUUGUGACUAAUAUCCUCAACAUCCUUGCAGUACGUACAGAAGUACAUUUCCUAGAGCUGUUUCUUAAGGCAUCCAUGCUUAGAGCCAAAGCACAGGUUACAGGAAAAUAGUUCAGGGUGAGGGGGUACAAAAUAGGUAGGCUACUACAAAGAUAUCUUUAUCUCCAGGGAUACAUACCUUACAGGGAGGGGCAGGAAACACAGAAUGUGGCCUGAGUGCAGCGAGUCAAAGCCAAGGCCCGAGUCAGCCACCACAGUGCUUGGCACAGAAGGCUGCUUUGAAGUCUCUUACAGCAGCACUGUCAUGGGAUCUAGGCCUGCAGGGGGCCUGGAGGCAGGAGAAUUAGCCAGAUGGAAGGGGCCGCUUUUAAGUCCCACCCCAUGGGAUUUAAACCCUUCUGGGUUCUGGCUUAUUUCGGAAUUGUCUGUAACAGAUUGGGUCUCCCAGUGCCAUAUCCUUUUAAAUAUGCACAAAGCAAUGGAGUCAUUCCACUGCAUUUAUGAUACUUUGUCUUGUGAUACUUUAAGGGCACAAUUAGCAUCGUAUGCUUCUUACUGGUGUUUAUGGUUUUAAAUCCUGUUGUUGUUGUUGCAUUUAAAUAUUUUUCAUAUGGGUCUCUGUGUGAGUAUGUGUGUCAGGGUUAGAUCGAUAGAUGAAUGGUUUUGAACAGGUAAAUAUAGUUAAGUCUAACGAGUAUGUCUAGCUGCAAAGGUAAUUGGUAGUAUUUAUUUGGAGAGUAAAUGGUUGCUUCAAGUCAUAAUCCUCCAUUUCGAACAUUUAGAAACAAAAAAUGACCUCCGUGCAGGGGAAGAUAGCUAAAUUGAAUCGCAAGAAAGGACAGGCUUGAAAUACUGGUUAACCAAUGAACCGAGACCCAUUAGAGUAAAUUACUGAGUAUGGAAACAUAGCCCCACUGCUUGCUGGCUAGGGCACGUCGACACUCUGAGCAUCCGUUUGUUUAAAAGGAAACACACAGCCUCAUUUACAGCAUCGGCACGCACAGAGCGAUGGGAGAAGAGAUGACCGGAGAAAAGAAGAGUGCGGAGGCUGUUCUGCCAGAGAGGGAACAACGGAAAAACUAAAAUAAUUUUGUGGAUAUUCCUGCUUUCCAACAAGUGAGUUUAUUUUCCGAUUGCAUGCCCACGUAGAGACAGCCUGUGUUGUGUUCCUAAAGAGACAUCCUUGAAUAACUUCUUAAGAAACCCCAAAUAAAUAAACAAACAGAUCACAAAGCCACAAAUGCUUUACCACUGGCAUUUACCCCGACAGCUCCCAGAGCAUUUUAAAAAUCCAGAAAGAGACAGGGAAUAGCAGAUCCCUCCAGCAAGUAAUUGACAGAGAGAGAAUAGCCUGUCACCCGGGAGAGCUGGAAGCCCUGCAAUUCAGUUACAGUUUGUUUAGCUUUACUGGGCCCCGAUUGGCUGGCAGUUUUCUAGAGCUCCCUUUGAGCAGAUGUUGUCUAGACAGAGCUGGUGAGGACAUACUCUGUAAUGUUUGCUUCUGCAGCAGAGGGGUUUCUUCUUGGUUUUGCCAUAUUUGAGGGAGUGGCUAUGAUCUAGCGCCCUUGACUGAAAACUGCUCUGGACUGUCAGAGCUAGAAGGUAUCGUAGCACUGAUCUGAUCCGCCGCGCUAUUUACAGAGAAGCAGCCUGCCUUGCCCCACCUCAGGAAUCCUUCCCCAGUGCCACUCCACACGUGACUUCUAGGGUGGCCCUCACCACCUUCCUCACCAGACAGGGAGCCCUGAGGCCAGAGCCUUUGUCCGUCCAUCUCUGUGUCCCGUGCAGCUCGCACAGUGCCUGGACUGGACCAGGUGCUGAUAAAUGUUUGAUGAACCACGAAGAGAUAAGACCCAAACCUCGCCGACCAGACUCUAGUAGCACAGUUCCUACUUCCCUGUUCCCACCUCCUCGCCUUGGUGAGCACCCCAAUAUUGAUCGUAAAGGAAUGAGCCGCUUCUGAUGGUUUGGCAUCUGGAGUUUAUUAAGUACUUACUGAUACCUGUCAAUCGUAGAUAGGGCUGAAGUGCAGGGAAAUGGCUGCCUGCAUGGAGUGAAAUUCAAUAAAACCGCAUUUUAAGUGAAAAAUCAGUAUAAACACCAGGCUUCUUUGCCAUGGAAACAGAGGUUGCUUAGAAACUGCCUAACAGCGAGUUCUAAAUUUUUUAAAGUCAAGUUAUCAUUUAAGCUACAUGGCCCUACAGGUUAUUGAGAGAUAAUCACUCGCCUCAGGACACUCAGAGGCACGAGGCACAGCUGAGUGCCUCCCGAUACUCUGGGGACCAGAUAAUCUCUUGAUAACUGUGCUCCCUGGAGCCACUGAUUUGGGCCUGGGGGAAGGAGAAAGAAAUUUUUGUUCUGGAGUUAAAUGGUGUACAUAUAUAUUUUUUUUUAAGUGUUUCUCUUUGGGCUUGAAAAAAGAUGGAACUGGCCAUUUGGCAUGUUCAACAGCCAUCUCUGCCGUGCCUCAAGAUGUAUUCGGAACAUUGUCCAGGCAGUUACCCCAGUUACUUCAAAGCAGAGGUCCUGUCUUUGCCUUCUGGCUUUGGAUUAUGCAAAGGCGGCUUUCAACAGAUGUAAGCUUCCAGCUCUUCACUCUCUGGGGGUGCCUCUUCCCGGCUCAGGCGGGGCAGGAACUGGCCCCAGGACAAAGAAGUAGCAGAGUUUGGAACAAAGCCUGGCUGCUGAAUGUUCAGACCAGACCUCCUGGGCCUCAGGCUCAGCUCCUGGGGGCUUAAAACCAACAAGGGUCCAGGUUCAGAAUUUGUCAGUGUUUAGAGUUCAGUGGGCCUCACGCCUCUCACCGAGGGAGAGCGCAGCUCCGCCUGCCAGCCAUCUGGUUGCAUGGCAUGGUAUUUGGUCCCCACUUCAGGCGUGCGGAGUGCAAAGUAUAUUGCAUUCGUUUCCUCCUGAAAAUAAUGGGUGAAAUUAGAACGCCAUUGGCUGAGAAUUGGAACCCCCACCAAGUCAGUGUGGAGGGAAUUAUGAGUGAGAUAAAAGACAAAUGUUUUGCCCUUUUUGGAGCGUCUGAGAAUUAUCCAUGGCAUGGCAGUGCUGCUAGGGUUGGUAAUGAUAAUCAUGCCUUAGAAACACACACACUCAUGCUCUCUCUCUGGAAGGAACAGUGUUUUCAUUAUACACUUCCAAGUGUUUUCCUGCACCUCGUCUCCUCAGAACAAACCUGUGAGGAGGAUGGCCCGGGUGUGAUCAUCUUCCUUUGGAAAAAGCGGAAACAGGUUCGCAAGGCAAAAUAAUUGAGCCAAGCCACAGAAGCGGGAGAAGGAACUUGCAUUGCCACCUGCCAUUCCGUGGCGUCUGCCCCUUUAAGAGCAAAGAAAUGAGACCCAAAACAAUCCUUCCAAGAGUCUGGCUCUUGCUUAAUAAAAGAAGGUGAACUUUGCACACGUUUUUCCUUUGCUUCCCUGUUAGCAUUUUAUUUGGAGAUCUUGCAGGGCAAAGAGGGUGACUCCUUUCCUUUUCCUUUCCUGCCAACCAAUACGACUUCUGCAUUUAGCGUGUUAAGAAGGGCUCAGAAAAUGAACAUUGCGGCGUUUUCAUGCUGUGUAAGUCAGUGCACGGCUCUGACUGUGCUGGGCCGUGGCACCACUUUGCCGGGUGUUGCCCAGAUAAAAAUAUUCCUUGAAGCUGGGAGGCCGCCAUGCUGUAGCUCAAGAUUGUUCCAGCUCUUGAAAGAGAAAAAUAAUCGAAUGAAACCAUUUGCAUUCUAACAGUCUUUGGCACCAGGGAAAACUGUCAACUGUGUCACGUGUAAAUAGAAAUCUGCUUCCCAUUUUUGGUGUGUUUUUUCAUAAUUUCCCUUGCCACUCUAAUUAUCAAAGAUAUUUUUGUUUUUAAACAAAAAUUGUCUCCCACGCAGGCCCCAUCUCCUUUCUGCGGUGAAGUGGAAACAACGAAUUAGAAUAUUCUAAUCACUUCUCCAGCAACCACCGUGGAGGUUAUAAACACAAGAUUAUCCUAAGCAGAGAAAACUUAAAUUGUUUAGGCACAGAACAGGCCAGGGAAAAUUUCUGAGUGUCCCCUGCCUUCCCUCCCCACUGCCAGCCUGCCUCCCUUGCCUCCUUAGCACACGUCUGUUAAACCUAAGGAAGAUGGCAACACUGGCUUUACUGAGUUAGACCCAAAUUCCCUGAGGGUAUAGGUUUUUCAGAUGAAUGAAAUUAAAAACCAAAAUUUAGUUCAAUUCAGCAAGCAUUUAAGUUCCUAUUUAAUGUGCAACAGUAUACGAGAGGCUCCUAAGAAUAAUAGUAAGGAAUAAAAUGUGAUUCAUCAAAUAGAUACUGUAUACUGUUAGUUGGUAAGUAAGGAUCAGAUACGCGCUAGAUUCUGUAUAGGGCUUGUUUUGUGUUUUAAACCUCAGCAAGGGCCCUGACACUGUGGCUCAUGCUUAUAAUGCCAGCACUCUGGGAGGUCCAGGCAGGAGGAUUGCUUGAGACCAGGAGUUUGAGACC
Lemur catta (Ring-tailed lemur) is the source of this 9229-nucleotide messenger RNA. It is a transcript of the gene TTI1, whose product is annotated as TELO2 interacting protein 1. The transcript is spliced from 8 exons. Gene Ontology annotation, cellular component: cytoplasm. The record is from RefSeq and is a predicted model, not a curated record. Gene Ontology annotation, biological process: chromatin remodeling. Lineage: Eukaryota; Metazoa; Chordata; Mammalia; Primates; Lemuridae. Bases 101 to 3355 code for a protein of 1084 amino acids.